GAGGAUUUUAACCGUUGUAGGCAUGCAACUUGCUGCUCGCUCGUUAUUCUGAUCUGCUUGACAGUUUUAAAGAAAAUGGGAAACAAUCCUUUUGCUGCUUGUGUUAAACGCGUAGAGGAUGCUGUUCCGUCAAAAUAUAGACACUAUUUAAAGGGAAGGAAAGCGGCUAAAACCGAAGAGAAUUUUCUCACAAAACAUCUAAGAAAUUUUCAACGAUCUUGUAAUGAUGAUAAAGAAUCGAGGACGUUCUUCUUUCAAAAGAGAACACCACCUAAACAAAGACGACCUGAAACUAGAACAUUUAAUAUAGGUCCUUUUUCAUUUAACACCUUACAAACCCCAGAGCCAAAACAAGAAAGGCGUAAAUCAUCCUUUAGUUUGCUCACCCUCCAAAAACCAGAAGAAAAGACUGAACAAAGAAGAUUAUCAAUAGGACCGAUUACCUUACAAAAACCAGAGGCCAAAGAUGAGGCUAGGAGGUUGUCAAUUGGACCUGUAACACUUCUUCAAGUUCCUGACCAGAAGAGUCAACAAAGAAGGCUUAGUAGUGGGUCAAUUACAUCGCAAAGAUCUGAUAGACGACUUAGUAUAGGACCUUUUACCAUGCCUACUAUUGAGUUUUCAGGUUCAAAAUAGCUCUUUUAUAAAAGAAGAAAAUGUUAUCACUUACCUUUUUCUUCUUCAAAUUGCUAUCAUUUGUAAAAGUAAUUCAAAGAAAAAAGAACAAAGAGAGGAAGAAUUUACAAAAUUUCUCCUUUUUGAUUUCUCAAUUAUAUAUUUCUUAUUCAUUUAAUAUUUUUAUAUUUCUAUCUUCGUUCCUCUCUGUUCAAUUUUUAUGAAACGAUUAAAAAAAGGUUUUUAUUUUUUUUAUAUAAAAGUUGAAAACAAAGUUUUAUAAGUCCC
Messenger RNA from Dimorphilus gyrociliatus, 903 nucleotides. The record is from the annotation of a GenBank genome assembly. Lineage: Eukaryota; Metazoa; Annelida; Polychaeta; Dinophilidae.